AUGCCGAAGGCUGUAAAUCAACCAAUUUCAAUCCUCAAGAAAAACUCAAAACCCAAAGCAUUUCUGCCUCAGAUUAAGAACAAAGUACAUAUUCUGCAUAAAUACGCAUCAGAAAACCAAUACAAACCAGUUGAAAAUGGUUGCCAAAGCAUAAACUGUGAGACAAAAUAUUUAAGAGCACUUGAUUAUAAAAAUAUUCCCCCCCCUCCGUGAGUGAGUGAACAAAACCAUUAGAAAAAUCGCUAUUUUUUUGCCCAAAAACCCACCCUCCAUGAGUGAACAAAAAUGUUUUAUGGAAAAAAAAUUUUAUAUAUAAGUGAUAAUUAGUAAUGAAGUCUAGAGCUAAUUCUGUUUAAUUUUAAACGAAUUGCUUUUUAAAACAUAAAUUUUAUAAAUUAAAUUAAUAUUUGCUUUCCAAAUUUUUGCGAAUUAGGAUUUUUUUAAAUUUCUAAAAAAAAUAAUUUUUAUAAAAUUAUAUAUAAAUUUUUAAAAAAAAAAAAAUUAAUCCCCUCCGUGAGUGAACAAAAUUUUUUGUUCACUCACGGAGGGGGGGAGUAAGCAUCUUCAAGCUUAUUUAGAAGUUUCCCAUAAAAGAAAUAAUGUUAAGCCUGAUAAAACUGCCAGCAAUAACACUAUAUCUUUGCAUGCUUCUGAGAAAUCUAAGGAUCCAUUAAGUGUAUCGAAAAAUGAAGACAACAGUCAGAAUGAAGAUUUACUUAUGGAGUUAGUAUAA
This is a messenger RNA of Blepharisma stoltei, 733 nucleotides long. The record is from the annotation of a GenBank genome assembly. Lineage: Eukaryota; Ciliophora; Heterotrichea; Heterotrichida; Blepharismidae.